Molecule: messenger RNA, 663 nt
Organism: Leptinotarsa decemlineata (Colorado potato beetle)
Lineage: Eukaryota; Metazoa; Arthropoda; Insecta; Coleoptera; Chrysomelidae
Product: GILT-like protein 1
Molecular function (GO): oxidoreductase activity, acting on a sulfur group of donors, disulfide as acceptor
Source: RefSeq, a predicted model, not a curated record
AUGUUAAUUUAAUAAAUGAAUUUUCAGGCCAUCGGUGACGUGGAAAUUACUAUAUAUUAUAGUACUCUCAGUCCGCAAGUCGCAGAAUUCUUCAACGUACAAGUUCGAAAACUCUACAACAAUUUGGCACCGUACUUCAGUCUCGAAUUGGUACCGAAUGGAAUGUGCGAUCUGAAAAUAAGCUUGUAUCCACCAAGUUUCGGUUUGGAAUGUCCACGUGGCAAGAAAGAACUACGUGUCAGUGAAGUCCACUCUUGUGCAGUAAAUCUAUAUUCGGAAAAGGUUAGUCUUGAAUUUGUUCUGUGCUCGAUGGGAUCGGAUCCGUCCAAUGACGAAGAUUUCAAAAAGUGUGCUGAGAGUGUUGGAAUGUCCUGGAAAGAGCUGAAAACUUGCUUCGAAGACGUAUAUGGAAUUUUAUAUCAAGGUGUGAGUUAUUUAAAAACUAAGGGUAACAACCCCUUCAUAACGAGUGAUCCUACUGUUUUCUUCAAUGGAUACUUCAAUAGAACAUUACAAUAUGAUGCCAUCACUAAUUUACAAGGAUUAGUGUGUGAAUUUUUGAAUAACGAACCAGACGCUUGCAAAGAAUGAUUUCAUGCUGUUUGACUUUCCUGAUGAAUCAUCAUCUUUUAAAGAGGAAUUAAAUGUCGAUGUUGAAAUUUA